Messenger RNA from Drosophila yakuba, 355 nucleotides. RefSeq names its product cecropin-B. The transcript is spliced from 2 exons. NCBI's taxonomy places the organism in Eukaryota, Metazoa, Arthropoda, Insecta, Diptera, Drosophilidae. Bases 61 to 273 code for a protein of 70 amino acids. The record is from RefSeq and is a predicted model, not a curated record.
AAAUAACAUUAGCAAACAAACAUUUGCUGCUUUUUCCGCUUUGUAAACAAAUAAAUUAGUAUGAACUUUAGACACAUUUUUGGUUUUGUGCUCAUCAUCCUGGCAAUCAACUUGCAGCAGUCGCAAGCCAGUUGGCUGAGGGACAGGGCCUCAGACUUGAAGAAGAAAACCGAGCAGACUUUUAAGUACAUCAAAAACGCGGCACUGGAGGUCAUUGAAGUCGGCCAAAAAGCCGCGGAUGUUGCUGCCACUGCCAGGGGACAAAAGAAGUAGAAAUAUGUCGGAUUCAAUAUAUUUGGUAAUAAAAUAUAAUAUUAAAUAAAAUCAAAGAGUAUUAAGUGCUAAAAACUCUCAA